Punica granatum (pomegranate) is the source of this 1990-nucleotide messenger RNA. NCBI's taxonomy places the organism in Eukaryota, Viridiplantae, Streptophyta, Magnoliopsida, Myrtales, Lythraceae. The record is from RefSeq and is a predicted model, not a curated record.
ACACAAAGGACUCUCAAUCCGUCCACUCUUCUUCUUCCUCUUCCUCUUCUUCAUUUCUUUCCUCUCCUCGUCAAUGGAGUCUUCAGGUUCGACCCCGAUUCCAUUCAAAUCGAAGAAGACCUUCACCCCGGUCUCGAAGACUAAAGCCGCCGGUGAGGCCACAUUGAGCUCCAAGACCCCAGAAAAUAAGCCCCCGCCUCCGAUAAUCACCAAUCGGAUCAGGAACAGAGGCGUGGCACUCUCAGUUUCGGAGGUGAGGAGAAAAGCCGAGAGCCUGCGGCAGUCGAAGAGGGACAAGACAAGCUGCGAAAACAAGUCUGCCCGGAAGCAGAUCUUGUCCUGGGAGAGCCCCGUUAAGAAGCCGAAGGGAUCUGAUAAUAAAUUGCCCGAAAAGUAUGAGAUGUUGAAUCGGUUCUUCUGUAACUUGGACGAUUCGGUCAAGUUGUUGCGGUUGAGAGCUUCAGCCCCGACCUUCGCUGUCUUAUCCAAGCAGAUUGAGUGUUUGUCCGACAGGAGGUUUACUUACCGGCACCUGUCUCAAUUGAAGUACAUCUUACCCGAGGUGAUCGAGAUAAAGAAGGAUCUCGUGUUUGACGAACAAACAAGUUGUAUGAAGCCAGAUCUUCGUAUUACUUUCAAUGCUGAAGCAGUUGAAAAGGAUGGGAAGUCGGGAUCGGAGACUGGCCGUGUGGGCCUCCGGAAGCUCUUCUAUACUCGAUUGUCGGAUUUUAUUAAAACGCAUCCCAAGGGAGAGGAGAUUCCGGAGGAACCACUGCCGCCACCAUUCAAUCAUACUGACAUGCGCAAUAGACAUUCGGAGGAGACCCCUUCCAUCUCCUCUUCAUUGCCUCCCAGGAUACCAAGUGAAGACCACUCACAGUUCCAAGCUGCCCGAGCAUCUCAUCUUGUCCAGAGACACUUUUCACGAAAGAAGACUGCAGAUACAUCUGCUAAGGCAUCCCUCGAAGAAAGCAUGGAGAAAUCUAAUUCAUCAGAUGCUAGAAUCCCAAUUCACGAGAAAACCUUGAGUUGCCCCACAGCCACGCCAAUCAAACAGGCUAGCUCCCUUAAAAAUGAAGACAACACUCCAGUUAGAACUCCUCAUGUAGAGUCGACUCCUCCAAAACUUGCUUUGACUCCGGUCAGCAUAAUGGCUUCAACUCCUGCACUUAACCCACCCCCAAAGAGAUCUUGCUUGAGUCCUGAAGAUGGGCCCACCAGCACACCUCCUAGCAAGUUGCUUAGGCGGCUUCCCCGUAACAGGUCGCUUAAAUUCGACAGUCCAAUGAAGAGCGGGAGGGUACAAGAGGAGAUGAGCUUAGCAGAUGAUGAUGUUACAAGCAGCGAUGAAGUUCUAGAUAUACUUUCAGAUGAUCUUGUUCAAUCGAUCAGAGAGAAGGAAAGAAAAGCUCUGGAGGAGAGAGAUCCUGCGAUUUCACGGGCCAAGAGGAGGCGGGAGAUAAUUGCAAGCCUUCCGAAGCUUUUCAACACGGUCCUCUUCUUAUUCCAGUCAUCCAAGCGGUGUGUGAUCACUAGGGAGGAGAUCAUUUACCAGAUCAUUGCAAGUCGUCUAGACAUGGUCGAUAGAAAGGAAGUAGAGGAAGAACUUGAGAUGCUGAAGGAGUUAGCACCAGAAUGGAUUUCAGAGAAGGUGGCAUCUUCAGGAGACAUGCUUUUCCGCGUCAACAAGGCCGUGAGUCCUAGUACGAUACGAGCACAACUUAUGGAAGCCAAGUAAGAUAUGACGAGCAUGCAGAAUAAUUAUGUGUAUAUCCAACGAUGAGUUAUGCGGAAGAAGGAUCAAGGAAUUAAAAUCUAUUAUGCAGCAAUCUGAUCAUAGAUAUGGCCUUUUUGUAAAUUAUGCUUUCCGUUCUUUCAGAUCGAAUUCGGUCUCUUUUGCAACAUUUUGUUUGAUUUCUACGUAGCAAACUGGAAUCUGUACAGUUGAGUUAUCUUUGACUAAAUACUUCUAACUUCCGUUCUCGCUACA